GGUUCACGCGAGGUAGCGCGAUUUAUUGAGAGCGCGCAGGCAACACGCACGCAACAGCACUUAGAAGAUGGUAACUUUAGCGUUUAGUUUGUAAUUAACUCGAAUUUAAGAGUGUAUGAAGCGGUGGAGAGGCACGUAUUACUAAACAUGGAGUUAUUUAGAGACGACACAGAGUAUACAGAUAUCCAAAUGGUUCAGAGGGUUGUGGAUAUGUUUGAGAGACGUCCUCGUAUGCAAAGGAUAGUAAGAUUUGGCCUUCUUGGUAUGGAAUAUGAUGAAGAUGAUCUAGAUGUUACAGGUGAUGAUGAUGAUGAUGAUGACGAUUAUGAACUUGAGAAUUGGGUACGUCAUCAUCAUCAUCGUCGCCAAAACAAUUUCCGAUACCCGGUGCUCACUGACAAGAACGAUAGAGGAUUAGGUGGGAACCAUACAAGACUCGGCUCUGCUUUUCAGCCUCCACUGCAUUUCUACACUCCAACCUAUGAGCGUCAUCAUCACCCGCCCUCCCACCUUGUAAAAGUUCAGGCAAAAGAGAGUGAUACUGAAAGAAAAGCCAGAUUAUUACAAGAGGCGAAAAAAAGCAAAGAAAAGACUGAGAAGAAGCGGCUUAAGAAACAGAAACAGAAGGAAAGAAGACGUCUCGAGAGAUUGGAGAAGGAAAAACAGAAUCCUGUGAAAAAUGUAGAGGGAACAGAUGAUCCACAACAAUCUAAAGCAGACGAGAGUAAACCAGUUAAUGCUAAAUCUAAAGACGGCAUCAAUACCAGUGUUCAAGAGUCGGCUUCAGCUAAAGAUACAGAGAGCAGUGAUAGUAGUGAAGACGAAUCCAGUGAGAAAGAUAGCGACAAGGAGGACUCAGGAGACUCUGAGGAACUGGAUUUGACAAGUACUUUUGUGAGUAAAGCUGCUCUUAUAGCCAGACGUAAAUUGGAACAGAAGUCCCGGCCUGAGAGGAGGGAGAAAAAGAAGAUCCAAGUUAAAGAAGAAACUAAAAAAGUUCCUGAAAAACCAAAUAAAGACCAGGAUGUUGACAAGAAGCAGGACUCUGCCACACCUAGCACCCCUACGUUUGAAGAUAAUGUAAAAAUGAGUACAGAGCUCGGAGUUAUUGGAAAUCAGUUUGCAAGUGCAGGAGAUUAUAAUAUGGCUGUGAUGUAUUUCACGGAUGCAAUUAGGUACAACCCUACAGAGUUUAAGUUGUUUGGCAAUCGUUCCUUCUGUUUUGAAAAGAUGCAAGAAUAUGAGAAGGCUCUGACUGAUGCAGAGCUGUCUCUCAGCAUGGUUCCAGGCUGGGUUAAAGGCCUGUAUAGGAAGGGCAGAGCGCUGGCUGGUCUAAAGAGGUAUGAAGAGGCUUGUCAGGCCUUCAGGGAGGUUCUCAAGCUGGACAGUGCCUACACAGAAGCUGCCCAGGAACUGAUGAGAGUACAGAUAAUACAACUAAUGGAGUAUGGUUUCAGUCGGGAGCAGAGCUCAAAUGCUUUAAUUAUUCACGGAACAGUAAAUAAAGCGCUGGAGGUGCUGUCCAAAUUAAACCAACAACCAGGAGCCGUUCAAAAUGGCACUCAUCCACUGGUCCAACUAGCGAAUGUCACCGGAACCUCUCCAGUCCUUUCAGCCAACACAAACCCCGCUCCUGCUCAUCAUCAUCAUCCUCCUCCUCGUCCUCAGUCCCAGGAGGCACCAAAAACACCACUGAAGAAUAAACCUUUAGGCCCAGUCCAAAAUAUGUCGAAUGUCCCAAGUGAGCCAAAGCCAGUUACCAAUCAGGCCACGAAGACCAACAGUGAAGACAAACGACCACCACCAGAACUGUUUCCAGUUUGGGUGGGAAACUUGUUUUACCCCGUGACUGAGUCGUUGAUAACCAACGUGUUUAACAAGGUUGGAGCCGUCUAUAGUACGAAGCUUCUGACCUCCAAACGAUGUGCCUUCGUAAACUUUACAAAACAAGAGUGUUGUGAUGAAGCAAUCAGACGUUUUAAUGGCUUUGAGCUGAUGGGCACCAAGAUAGCUGUGAGAUACCCAGAUAGGAUUCCUCAAGGCAUGGGCAUUUCAAAAUCUGCCCUCAAAGCUGAAGACCUGCAAGAUGAGAAUUUGCGGCAGAAAGAGUACGAUGACGGGAGGAAUGCAGGUGGAAGCCGGAGACCUAUUCGCCCUUACAGACACGCCCCCGACCACAGAGGCCCCCAGAAGUACUGAAAGGAAACCAGAUGCCUUUAAGCUGCUGGUCUGACUGUCCUUAUUAAUAAAAGCAGAUCACUUAAAUGGCUUUGCAUCCUCUUGAAGUAAUAUCAGUUUUUUUUUUGUUGUUGUUUUUUAAAUGGACCACAGAAACCAAUGCUUAUUUGGCAGCGAAUUUUAAGCAGGAAUGUAAGUAUUAGUCACUGAAAAGUGAUUUAAAGAAGUCUUUUAUCUGUUUCUGACCAAAAGCAAACAAAUGUGGUUUAAAUAUUUCGUGAUUAUUUUUCAAGUAUUAUUGAUGGCCAAUAUUACAGGUUGUUGUUUUAACAAUUAUGUGUAUGCCAAUAUGCAAACAUUUUUUUGUUUACAGUUGAUAUGCACACUUGGGUGCAAGAGUCCUUAUAUCCUUUUAUAAAAUUCACAUUAUUGUUACGUACUUAAUUACUGUCUAAUGGCUCAUUCAGCUGUUUUGUCUCAAACAAUAUAAUACAGUACUAUCAAACAUUAAUACUGAGGUGAUAUAUCCUGUUAUUAUAUGGAGAUGGCCUCGUUUAUAAUGGAGUUUAUGUUCUGAAAUCAAGAAUUAAAGACUCUUUCAUAUUCUGA
This is a messenger RNA of Thunnus maccoyii (southern bluefin tuna), 2787 nucleotides long. Its product is annotated as tetratricopeptide repeat protein 31-like. NCBI's taxonomy places the organism in Eukaryota, Metazoa, Chordata, Actinopteri, Scombriformes, Scombridae. Gene Ontology annotation, molecular function: RNA binding; protein binding. The record is from RefSeq and is a predicted model, not a curated record. The transcript has 18 exons. Bases 148 to 2199 code for a protein of 683 amino acids.